Messenger RNA from Pleurotus ostreatus (oyster mushroom), 1422 nucleotides. RefSeq lists its product as uncharacterized. The transcript has 6 exons. Lineage: Eukaryota; Fungi; Basidiomycota; Agaricomycetes; Agaricales; Pleurotaceae. Bases 1 to 1422 code for a protein of 473 amino acids. The record is from RefSeq and is a predicted model, not a curated record.
AUGGCACGCACCAAACAAACAGCUAAGAAAACUACCGGAGCUAUUGGCCAACGUGCCGAUAUCCCGCCACCAACCAACACCUUCCAGGCAGGCAGCGGGCAAACAGGCACCCCACUACAGACCCACACAACCACCUCCGCUAAUAACGACACAGACGGGUUCAUUGCCUUUACCUCUGAAGAUCUCGGCGAGGACAACCCAAAUGGUGGCAAGAUGCUCAGCUGUGUGAAGUGCCCUCGAUGGACCUGUUACGAUAUCGUUGGAGAUGGUGAUGGCGAGGGCUGUAUAACAAUUGCCUCUGCAGAUGUGCUAACUGAAGAUACUGCUUUUGUGUGCCCCGCCUGCCACCGAAAUGGUUCCCCAAUUGCCGCACCCUACUACGGAUUCUAUACCAAAGCAUUUGAACCCAUUGAAGGCGCCGUAAUCAACGUAUCCUGCACGACACUCGCCUUCUUCCCAAAGUUGAAUACCGCCGAAACUCUGCUGUUGCUCAUUGCAGUUUGUGGAGCUGAGCGCAUGGACGAGCCCGCCAUGGCCACUUAUCAACUCCUCCAUCAGUUUUUUGGGCGUGGCCAAGGCAACUUGAAUUAUGCCACUAUCUUCUAUGAUCUGGCGAACUCUGCUGGCAGUGGAAGGUACGAGUCUGAUAUUGCCAAGGCGGUUGCAUUUAUCAAAAGCCGCACCUGUCGAGUUGUUGUGUUCUUCGUGACGCACACUACACCCGAUGGUGACCUUCACUUUUCACGCCCUCGCCCUGCAAACCGUUCGAAAGGCGCCGCCAUGCUUCCUGGGCACAGCCAUACUCCCGCAACCGUUCUCAACCGCAUAUUCACCGAGCAGUUUCUUUCUGCCCUGCAAUGGAUACCCGACACCUCCCUGUUCCUCCUCAUUUGCGGUGGAUACUGCGGCCAUACUGAGACAAUGGAAUGGGUCAAUUCUGUUGUGCGACGCCAAUCUUUCCGCGAAGUUAUCUCCUUCACCAACAAACGCUUCCAGCCCUUUUGGGCUUCGUCUUUUUGCGCCAAAUACGUCCAAUCCUUCUAUCUUGAGGAUGUCAAGUAUCCUAUUGCGAUGGAGCAAAUAUUGGCUGGGGAUGCUAGGUUGGGCAUUGCGUCUGACGUCGUCAUCGUCUCCCGCGACAAGGACAGCCUCCCAGGGGUUCGAAGGGAUCUGUAUUAUUGGGCGCAAGAAAAACACUCCCCUUAUGGUUUCCGCAUCCCCAGCCAGUGUCCCACCUGUCUCCGCUUGGGAACAAUCACCAGUUCUACGCCCAGUGACUUUCAUGGUACGAAACUCCGGAUUUACUGCACCCGCCGCACCAAUGGAAAACGCUGCACUUUUGAACAGCUGGAGUUGAUCAAAGAAGGUAGAAGUAAAGGAUCUGAGCUUCUGUAUGGUCGGUGGUUCACCGAAAUCUUCUAA